Molecule: messenger RNA, 861 nt
Organism: Clunio marinus
Lineage: Eukaryota; Metazoa; Arthropoda; Insecta; Diptera; Chironomidae
Source: the annotation of a GenBank genome assembly
GAAACUUGCGAAAUCGCUCUCGUAUUAUUUACAAAAAAAUUAUUCGGUUUUCUGGAUUUAUUCAAUUUAAAUACAUUUUAAAAUGAUUGGAGUGAAUCAAUUUCCUGAAUACAAAGUCCCUGGAGCUGUGCAACAUCAGUUUAAUCCUUAUGAGAACAAUGGAGGUUCGAUCGUUGCAAUCGCUGGAGAUGAUUUUGCUGUCAUUGGAGCUGAUACUCGAUUGAGUGCUGGCUAUAACAUUUUUUCGCGUGAUCAUUCAAAAUUAUUUACAAUGACGUCGAAAGCUGUUCUUGCAAGUUGUGGAAAUUGGGGCGAUUCUGAUACACUUUCAAGUUUCCUCAAAUACAAAGUUCAGCAAUAUGCAGAUGCUCAUGAGAACAGAGAAAUCAGUCUUAAUGCUCUUGCACAGCUCAUGUCCACAAUGAUGUACGGACGACGUUUUUUCCCUUACUACGUUUCUAAUAUUCUCGCCGGAACUUACGAAGGCAAAGGAUAUGUUUACUCAUAUGAUCCCAUUGGUCAUUGUGAGCGUCACACAUAUAGAGCUGGUGGAUCUUCAGCAGCUUUAUUACAGCCCAUCUUAGACAAUCAAAUCGGAUUGAAAAACAUGGAACAAAAACCAAAUGUUCCUCUCACUGUUGAUCGUGCUGUUGAUUUAGUCACCGAUGCAUUCAUCUCAGCUGCUGAACGUGACAUUUAUACUGGUGAUGGUGUGAACAUCUCGAUUAUCACUAACAAUGGAGUUGAAAAUCGAAGAGUUCAAUUGCGAAAAGAUUAAAUUUAAUUUCUUUUUUGUACUUUUCUCGUUUUGUGAAGGAAAAUAAUUUAAAAUAAAAAUUUUCAUUCAAUAAUUAAAGAAAA